Molecule: messenger RNA, 435 nt
Organism: Phyllostomus hastatus (greater spear-nosed bat)
Lineage: Eukaryota; Metazoa; Chordata; Mammalia; Chiroptera; Phyllostomidae
Product: ubiquitin-conjugating enzyme E2 D3-like
Exons: 1
Coding region: 22-435 (137 amino acids)
Biological process (GO): ubiquitin-dependent protein catabolic process; protein polyubiquitination
Cellular component (GO): nucleus
Molecular function (GO): ubiquitin conjugating enzyme activity
Source: RefSeq, a predicted model, not a curated record
AAGCGACUGCACAAGGAACUGAUGGACAUCACUAAGGACCCCCCUCCCAUGUGCUCUGCAGGGCCGGUGAACGAUGAUAUGUUCACGUGGAGGGGGUCUGUCAUGGGUCAGGAUGACAGCCCUUAUGAGGGAGGGGUCUUCUCACUAAGCAUACACUUUCCUUGUAAUUACCCCUUCAAACCUCCGCGGAUUUAUUUCACCACCCGGAUAUACCACCCCAAUAUCAACAAAAAAGGGAAUAUCUGUCUAGAUAUUCUCAAGUCCCAGUGGUCUCCCGCACUGACAAUAUCCAAAGUAUUGUUAUCCAUCAGCUCCAUAUUAUGUGACCCCAACCCCAAGGACGCCUUAGUUCCAUCCAUUGCGAGAAUGUACUUAAAGGAUAGGGACAACUAUAAUAGCAUAGCUCGAGCUUGGACCAGAAAAUACGCCAUGUGA